Messenger RNA from Epinephelus moara (kelp grouper), 2010 nucleotides. RefSeq lists its product as uncharacterized. Bases 13 to 1338 code for a protein of 441 amino acids. The transcript has 9 exons. Lineage: Eukaryota; Metazoa; Chordata; Actinopteri; Perciformes; Serranidae. Gene Ontology annotation, biological process: fatty acid beta-oxidation using acyl-CoA dehydrogenase. Gene Ontology annotation, molecular function: acyl-CoA dehydrogenase activity; flavin adenine dinucleotide binding. The record is from RefSeq and is a predicted model, not a curated record.
CACAGUGUGCGCAUGCGCGUACAAACAACUGUCAUGGCGCUGCGCGAAGGAGCUCUCCGGUUCAAGCUGCUACUCAACAGCCGUAAUUUCUACAAAUUCACCUCAUAUGUGGGUGUACGGUCGGUGUCUGAAAAUGUGUCAUCCAAACCCACAACGUCCAGUGCCUCAGAGACCGCGGCCGACCAUUUAAUCUACACACAAGAGCACUUUGCAUUAAAGGAGACCCUCAGAAAGAUCAUCGACCAGGAGAUCAACCCCUAUGUGGAUCAGUGGGAAGCAGAAGGGACGUUUCCAGCCCAUAAAAUCUUCAAAAUCUUAGGAAACGCCGGCUUUCUAGGAGUCAACAAACCAGUCGAAUAUGGGGGCUUGGGUCUGGACUUCAGCUACAGCAUGGCGGUGUCAGAGGAGCUGGGCAACAUUCGCUGUGGAGGCAUCCCCAUGGCCAUCGGUGUACAGACUGACAUGGCUACUCCUGCUCUCGCCAGGUUUGGUACAGCUGAGCUAAAGAGAGAGUUCCUCCUUCCCACCAUCAUGGGGGACAAAGUGGCCUGCCUUGGUGUUAGUGAAGUCGGAGCUGGCUCUGAUGUCUCAAGUAUCAUGACCAAGGCAGUGAGGAAAGGGGAGGAAUACGUUAUUAACGGGGGAAAGAUGUGGACCACAAACGGUACCCAGGCUGACUGGAUUUGUCUCCUCGCCAACACCGGCGACGGGCCACCUCACAGAAAUAAAUCCCUCAUCUGUGUGCCCAUGAAGCUGCCAGGAGUACACAUCGCUCGCAAGAUUGAUAAACUCGGCAUGUGGUCAUCGGACACAGCUCAAGUGUUCUUCGACGAUGUCCACGUGCCCUGCAAGAACCUCAUCGGCCAGGAAGGCAUGGGAUUCACCUAUCAGAUGCUUCAGUUCCAGGAAGAGAGGCUCUGGGCAGUGGCCAAUGUCGUCACCAGUAUGGACAACAUCAUUCAGGAGACCAUCCAGUACACACGGCAGAGGAAGAUCUUCAAGCAGCCUGUCCUCUACCACCAAGCCGUUCACUUCAGGUUGGCUGAGCUGCAGACGGAGGUGGAGCUGCUCCGCUCCCUCCUCUACCGUGCUACAGCAAUGUACAUUAAAGGCAAUGAUGUCACCAAGCUGGCAUCCAUGGCCAAAUUAAAGGGGGGCCGCCUGGCUAGGGAAGUGGCGGACGCCUGUCUCCAGUACUGGGGAGGAAUGGGCUUCACCAGUGACGUGCUGGUCAGCAGAUUUUUCAGAGAUACCAGGUUAAUUUCGAUUGGUGGAGGCGCUGAUGAGGUCAUGCUGGGAAUCAUCUGCAAGUACAUGGACACACUACCCAAGCCGUGAUGUCAUCAACACCUGACCCAGGGACAGAUGUCACAAUGCUGCUGAUUAUGUGCUAAUCAUUCACAAUGAACUGCUAAACAUAAAUCACCUAAGUGCAGUCCUAAUGUUGAAAAUCUUGACUUUACAAGGAAGUUAGACGGUUUUGCAUUUUGUCUGUGGUUGUUCUAACAAUACUGCAUGUGGUCCAUAUGAAUCUCUUAAGCUGUUCAAACAGAAUAAUGAGGCACAUGUGUUUUUGUUGUUGAUGACCUUACAAAUGUGAACAGCCUACAGCUAAAUGUUACUGUUGUGUAAUUUAUAACCAGUUCAUAUAAAGAUCUCUUAAAGGAGCAGCGUGUGGGAUUUAGUGGCACCUAGUGGUGAGGUUGCGGAUUGCAACUAAAUUAAUAGCCAUUCCCUCUCAAAGCACGCAGAGAUGUAGCUUCUUAGUUUCUUAGUUUCAGGUGAUUAUACACUCAUGAAAGCAUAAUCAUGGAUGUCAUACUCCAUUUCUGCCAACAGAUACCCCUAAAUCCUACACACUGCUUCUUUAAAGACUAAAUAUAUAAUAGUUUUUAAUAGACUAAGUUAAAUAAUGUGUAUAAAAAUGACUUAUGUAAAAAAAAAAUAUCCAGCAAAAACUGCGAUUUUUGUGUGUUCGCUGACAAAUUUAUAAAACCUAGUAAAAAACUG